CCACGGACUAGCGACAUGUUCCCGACGAGCGGACCCGUCGACGACUUUACAGAGCUAGAAGUGAGAUGUCUCACGCUCACGCAGCUGUACGAGACGGCUAAGCAGCCAGAAGAUGCGGCUACAACGAUUAUCUACGCGGGCAUGCAACCAACGUCGGGCGGAGAGGCGGACCUGGAUGCCUGGUACAGAGAAGAACACAAUGAUCAGAUGUCAAAGGAACCGGGAUGGAAACGGACGUCGCGAUUCAGCCUUCUCUACCAGGACCGGAACGACGGGAAGGAGCCUGGCGGGCUUGGCUUCCUGGCAAUCCACGAGUUUGGAGAGGGGAACAAGAUCGGAAAGGACGUCGAGCCUUUAGAUCCCAUGACGGACUGGACCAAGAGGUGUAUGAGCGAAUGCAAGGCGAUCGAUGCUGCCGUUUACCACAAGGUAAAGAGUUUCGGGAAGGCGGCGGAUGGGGCGUAGGCGAAUGGACCGCCAAUCACACAACGCCUCCACUCAUAUGCUCGAACCUAGGGAAAGCUGGUGUCGUAAAAGAUGGGAGCGCGAUGAACGGAACAGGGGCAGGGCCGAGAGGAACCCACAUGAUAUCUACUUUCGGUUAGCGCGCCCGCACGGGCCUGAC
Messenger RNA from Trematosphaeria pertusa, 625 nucleotides. RefSeq lists its product as uncharacterized. NCBI's taxonomy places the organism in Eukaryota, Fungi, Ascomycota, Dothideomycetes, Pleosporales, Trematosphaeriaceae. The record is from RefSeq and is a predicted model, not a curated record. Bases 16 to 465 code for a protein of 149 amino acids. The transcript is spliced from 2 exons.